This is a messenger RNA of Cuscuta epithymum, 789 nucleotides long. The record is from the annotation of a GenBank genome assembly. NCBI's taxonomy places the organism in Eukaryota, Viridiplantae, Streptophyta, Magnoliopsida, Solanales, Convolvulaceae.
GAGGAAUCUUCCCUCUACCACUCUUGCAUUCAUUCGGCCAACACAAGGGGGAGAGCUCAAAGAAAAACCAAAGCUCUCACAAAGCUCAAUCUAGGAGAAAGCAAGAGGGAAGGAAAAACCCAACACAAAAGGCUAGGAAUUGAGGAGUUGAAAUCGCCGGAAAACCGCCAUUGUUGGGGACUGUUUUCGAGCUGCAGGCCCGAAAGCCGCCCACCUUUUGCCAAAGCCGCCCACCUUUUGUCUGCUGUCCAGAAUUUUCACUUUCAAUUGGCCUAGAACGGGGAUUGAUCGAAGGGCUUAGCAAAGGCAACUAGUUGAGCACAUCAUAAGACGCCUUGUAUAGUACGGAUGUGUUAGACUGCGGUUGACUAUUCAUACUGUACGGCGGAUUGUUGACGUGUCCGGGUAGGUCCGGGGCGUGACACCUACUGUCCUGAACAACAUCAUUUCAAUCCUGACUAACAAUUUCCACGGUCCAUGGCGUUCUUUUAUGAAUGCUGAUGCUGAUCAACGAAACCGUUGGUGGAAACUGUUUCAGAGGAAGUAUGAGUGGGAUGCCUGCUUUAAUACCAAAAUGAAAAAGAAGUUCAAGUCUCGGGCCUCUGAAUGGUUGAGCAAGAACAUUGGUAGGGCUAGGCGGGACAACAAGAAGCCUGACUGGAUUGGUGACGGAGAUUGGCAGUUGUUGCAAGAGUAUUGGGCCUCUGAUGCUUUUAAGAAGAAGAGCCAAGUUGGGAAGAAGAACCGAAACUCUAAAGCGGGAAAAGAAUCACAGUAUCGCGGUGGCAG